Hyla sarda is the source of this 5003-nucleotide messenger RNA. It is a transcript of the gene PRKG1, whose product is annotated as protein kinase cGMP-dependent 1. The coding region runs from base 1325 to 3418 and encodes 697 amino acids. Gene Ontology annotation, biological process: protein phosphorylation. The record is from RefSeq and is a predicted model, not a curated record. Gene Ontology annotation, molecular function: ATP binding; cGMP-dependent protein kinase activity. The transcript is spliced from 19 exons. NCBI's taxonomy places the organism in Eukaryota, Metazoa, Chordata, Amphibia, Anura, Hylidae.
GUUCCUCCCUGUACUGUAGGGGGCGCUACCAGAUAGCCAGACAGUGCAUACACUUCAGUAAUUCAGGUGUUUUACCAGUAAAAUGCCCAUUCUGAUUGGUCAGAUCCUCCAGUUGUGACAUAUCUCACAGAUCCGGACUGUCCGUAGCAUUGUAUGUUGAGUCUGGCUUCAAGUUCCAAUGGUCCAGAAAAAAAAAAAACAUUGUAUGUUGAAACUAUUGCAUGUUGAGGCCAUUGUAAAUUGAGGGAUCACUGUAGUUACUUCCAAUCUCUCAUGUAUGUGAUCAUUUCAAUCCCUGCUGUAAUGGCCAGUAGACACUCUUUGCUUUUAUACUUUCUUUGUAUAAUCUGCAGUCUGAUGAGGAAUGAUGUCAUCUACUGAACCUCAGGAGUUCAAUUGCUGGGAGCUAGAAAGAGCUCUGUUGCAGAAUAUCGUGCAGAACAGGUCCAAAACCUUUCUAUUGAUGUGUUAUGGAUUGAAGAUGUAAAAGCAUACUGAAGAGGUGGACUUAGUAUGAGCAGAGGUAUAGCAUAUGAUGGGAUCAGGAGCAUUGCAUACAGAGCUGUGCUAUGACAGAGGAGACAGGGAGUGCAGUGCUGUGGAGGAGAUGCCUGCACUCCACUCUCUACUCCCCAGAAGCUCCUAUAGACACAGCCCCUCUCUGCCUGUCUCUUGCUCCCUCUGUGCCUCUUUCUGACGCAGAUAACUGGAAAUCACCCUGUACCAGAGCUCAGCUCUCUGUAAUCGUAGUCAUCCUGACAGAGGGAGGGAUUUUUUAGUUGGAGAUCGUGCAUGCAAAUGUUCCCUGGCUCUGCCUGUGACUGCUCUGCCACUCUCUCUAGUAACCAUCCUGGUGGACAUCUACUUUUCCAGCAGCUGACACUUUCCAGGACCUCAGUGUGGUGGUGACCUGUAGGCACUGGUAGCCCAGGGGGUGCUAAGGAAUUCCAAGCACCAAGGAGGCAUCUGUUUACCAUUGGAAAAGGUGGAUCUUCUUCAGCAUUAGGGACCAUCCUCGUUAGUGUGAAGACUGUGAUUCAUACCAACAAAGGGGUCUUGGGGAACCGGCUCAGGAUUUUUUAUUCACCACGGAUACAAAUACCUUGGCGGGGAGCUGGGAGUCGUCAAGGAGGGUUGACCGCGGACGCAAAAGGGAACUUCGCUGUUGAGUGAAUAGGGCGUCCGCGCGGGGAUCAGGACCUGUUGUGCGCAAAGUAAGUUGGAGAAAGUAGGAAGCGGCUGAUCCUGAUCUGGAGGGGGGGUUGAAAGCACCGGGAAGACGACGAAGGGAGAAGAGAAGGCAGCAGGAGCCCCUGCCGGGAAUAUGGGCACAUUGCGGGACUUGCAGUACGCUCUGCAGGAGAAGAUUGAGGAGCUCAGGCAGAGGGAUGCUCUCAUAGACGAGCUGGAGCUGGAGUUAGAUCAGAAGGACGAGCUCAUCCAGAGAUUGCAGAAUGAGCUGGAUAAGUAUCGUUCUGUGAUCAAACCUGCAACCCAACAGGCUCAGAAACAAACUACCAACACCUUAGGGGAGCAGAGGACCAAGAGGCAGGCUAUCUCAGCUGAGCCCACUGCUUUUGACAUCCAGGAUCUCAGCCAUGUCACUCUUCCUUUCUACCCCAAGAGCCCACAGUCCAAGGAAUUAAUUAAAGAAGCGAUCCUCGACAAUGACUUCAUGAAGAACCUUGAGAUUUCCCAGAUCCAAGAGAUAGUGGAUUGUAUGUAUCCUGUUGAAUAUGGCAAAGACAGCUGUAUCAUCAAGGAAGGGGACGUGGGGUCACUGGUCUAUGUCAUGGAAGAUGGCAAGGUAGAAGUAACAAAAGAAAGCGUCAAGCUAUGCACCAUGGGACCAGGAAAAGUAUUUGGAGAGCUUGCUAUACUCUACAACUGCACCCGUACAGCAACAGUAAAAACACUUACAAAUGUGAAGCUAUGGGCAAUCGAUCGACAAUGUUUUCAGACUAUAAUGAUGAGGACGGGUUUAAUCAAGCACACCGAAUAUAUGGAGUUUUUAAAAAGUGUACCAACAUUCCAGAGCCUUCCUGAAGAAAUACUUAGUAAACUUGCCGAUGUACUUGAAGAGACUCACUAUGAAUGUGGAGACUACAUUAUCAGACAGGGUGCUCGAGGGGACACUUUCUUCAUCAUCAGCAAAGGGAUGGUGAAUGUAACAAGAGAAGAUACACCGGGUGAAGAUCCUAUAUUUCUCCGCACUUUAGGAAAAGGUGACUGGUUUGGAGAAAAAGCUCUUCAAGGGGAGGAUGUCCGAACAGCAAAUGUUAUCGCUGCUGAGGCUGUGAUGUGUCUUGUCAUUGACAGAGACUCUUUCAAGCAUUUGAUUGGAGGUUUGGAUGAUGUGUCUAACAAGGCUUAUGAAGAUGCCGAGGCUAAGGCAAAAUAUGAAGCAGAGGCAGCUUUCUUUGGUAAUCUCAAGCUAACGGACUUUAAUAUCAUUGAUACCCUGGGUGUUGGAGGAUUUGGAAGGGUCGAACUGGUACAGCUGAAGAGCGAAGAAUCCAAAACGUUUGCAAUGAAGAUCCUUAAGAAGCGACACAUAGUGGACACAAGGCAACAGGAGCACAUUCGAUCAGAGAAACAGAUAAUGCAAAGUGCUCAUUCUGACUUCAUUGUAAGAUUAUACAGAACAUUUAAGGACAGCAAGUAUUUGUAUAUGUUGAUGGAAGCCUGCCUAGGUGGAGAGCUUUGGACUAUUCUCAGGGACAGCAAAACAACACCUGGAAUAUCUCCUAAUGUGUAUAAAGGUUCAUUUGAAGAUUCUACGACAAGGUUUUAUACGGCUUGUGUAGUUGAGGCCUUUGCUUAUCUGCAUUCCAAAGGGAUUAUUUAUAGGGAUCUCAAGCCAGAGAACCUUAUUCUGGACCAUCGAGGUUAUGCAAAGCUGGUUGACUUUGGCUUUGCAAAGAAAAUAGGCUUUGGUAAGAAAACAUGGACCUUUUGUGGCACCCCUGAAUAUGUAGCUCCAGAGAUCAUCUUGAACAAAGGUCAUGACAUUUCAGCAGACUACUGGUCACUGGGAAUCUUAAUGUAUGAACUCUUGACUGGCAGCCCCCCAUUCUCAGGUCCAGACCCUAUGAAGACUUAUAACAUCAUUCUGAGAGGAAUCGACAUGAUUGAAUUUCCAAAGAAGAUUACCAAAAAUGCUGCUAAUCUAAUAAAAAAACUAUGCAGGGACAAUCCGUCAGAAAGGUUAGGAAACUUGAAAAAUGGUGUAAAAGAUAUACAAAAGCACAAAUGGUUUGAAGGCUUUAAUUGGGAAGGUUUAAGAAAAGGUACCCUCACUCCUCCUAUAAUCCCAAGUGUCUCAUCCCCAACAGAUACAAGCAAUUUUGACAGUUUUCCAGAAGACAAUGAUGAUCCUCCACCUGAUGACAACUCAGGAUGGGACAUAGACUUUUAAUGCAUUUUUCUUACCUGCUUCUGCCUUGCUGAAGACAGCUUUCCUGAAAUAUGGCUGCCAAGAGAACAAAAGAAAGAACUGGGGAAGAUUAAUGCUCGGGGUCACCAUGAUGCCUUGAUUGAUGCUGCUAUAGUAACUACAGUGGCAUUAGGACUUCUUGCUUAGUUCAUAAUAACCCUCUUUAACAUAUUAUUUUUUUGUUUUGACUUUUAAUAUAGCAGUUGACAUGGUGGUCCUGAAGCAAAGCCUCAUUUAAAGAUAUAUGCUUUCAAAUAUUGCAGAGUUCACAAUUUACCUUUCAGACAAUAUAGUGUAAAAUGUAUUAAAACUGUACAUAUUUUAUAGUUAAUUCUAUCCACAGGAAGGAAUAAUUUAUUUCGGUACAGUUGUCCACGUCAGGCAGUGAUGCCUGAGUCUUUACAGGAGCGAUGUGCAGUAUGGGCCCUGUUUUUGCUGUUACACUACGCUCUCACCAUGAUCUGGCUGGCUGGGAUUGAUGGGAUUGGUAGGUUGGCAGCAAUUCUGGGGUCGAAUGUGCAGGUUUCUCUUCUAAAGUGCAUAACUAAUGGAUUACUGCAGGUCAGAGUAGAUGAGUGUGGAAAAUAUUUAUUAAUGUUUUACUCCAGCUGUGUCCUGCUGAAAAAAAGAUGCUCUCCUUCCUUUAAUGUGAUAGAAUGUUCCCAUGAAAAUAAGCGGUACCCAGUGCAAAGGCUGAACUAAUAAUAUAAGAGUAUGAAGCUUAUUAGUGAAGUAGGCCCUGGUUGCCCUGUAGUAUUUAACGUUAGGGGUUGGGGUACCUUGCGGCUUCACUUCAUACAUAAGUUUGUCCCAGCAUAACUAGAAGGGGAUCAUGUAAUGAUCAUUGAUAGUAUAGCAAGACCAUGAUGGGAGGAUACCCAGAAGUACAGCAUUGCAUCUGAGUAUUUAUAUCCCCCUGUAACUUAGCGAGAGCUCCUGACAUCUUUAAGGCAUCAUCAGUUUCUAGUUUAUAAUAGGCUCUAUUCCUAUCAAUAUUGGUUCAGCUAUACAAAGUGUAUGUAAGAAGUAGAUAUAAUAAUCUGGAUGGUACAAUGUUUCCCCAGUUAAGUGCUGAAUUGGACGUUUAUUUUUCAUACCCAUUGUGAGGACCACAAUCAUUUGGUCAUUUUAUGUUCAUGUCAAUCCAAUUCUUGAAGCUGUGUUUUUUUUUUUCUUUGCUUUGUUUUUUUUGUUUUUUUUUUACUUGUGUUCAUGACCAGACUGAAUGUUGACCUCUCUUUUGUUAGAUUUUUAACAAUUCUAUUAAUAAAAAGCACAACUGUUGCAUAUGCUGUUGAAAAUAAUCAUGAAAGGUAUCGUAUUCAUUCAUCCAUUCUCAUUUACUACAUUGAAUGUAUUUAUUAUAGAAGUUCUGGGUUCUCUUUUGGAAAUGGACUAUGAUGAAUGAUGUUAGGAAGGUUUACACAUUCCUGGGAUACAAUAAAGUUUAACUGUUAUUUCAGGUGACUUUUUAGGAUAAGCAGCCCUGUGUGGGUAGAAGAGGAGUAGCACUUUUUCCGGCCAUUAAAAGAGUACUCUAGUGCAGAGUAUUCCUGCUCCGUCCUGC